ACGCUUCUCAGUUACUCAGUUUCGAACGAGCAAAAAACAAUUUAGCGCCCUCUGAAACGCUCUGUGUAUCAUUCUCUAUUAAAAUAUUAAAAAAUACAUAAAAAUUGCACACGUCGCUGAUAAAUCUAACGGUACACUUAUCAUCUAAAAUACAGGCUUUCGCUUUCAAAUCGGUUGAAAAAUAUGACAUGAUAAUAAGUGAAUAGUAGCCGCGUCGAAAAUUGUUCGAUGAGUGGCGGCGGCUAUUCGGUUGUUUUUUAGUUCUUUAAAAAACUAAGUGCAUAAACAAUUAAAGUCAGACGCAACAUCAUUGUUAAAUGAGUUUAAAGUGAAUAAAAGCGUUGUCAACGCCUUUUUGGGCAGCGAAAAUACGAAAGAGAAAUCCAGGCCCAGCAUCCUUCAGCCUCUUCUUCUUCCUCUUCAUCUCCUUUUGCAUUCCUUUUCGCCGCGUUUGUAUUGGUGUUCGUGUAUGUGCGUGUGUGUGUACGAGCUUGAAAAUUGUGUUAAGUAAAUUUAUUCCCGCUGCCAACAAGAAAUUGAUGCCAAAAAUCUAUACAAAUUUGGUGCUGUGUGCGCGUGUGUGUGGAAUUAGCACUCCCAAUUGGUGUCUCUUUCGCUCUAACUCCGUAUUUUAAACUGUUACUCAAAGCAAAGGGUGUGUGUAAUUGUACGUGAGUGCUUCACAUGGAAAUUAAUUAAAAAACGCACCUUAGCUGCCAUCUCCCUCGCUCUCUCGCAAGGAUACGAAUGGGUGACAAAUGAGGAGGCAGCCCGGCAAACAACUAGCAGCCACUGGGAUCUGGAGUUAAAUGGCCAAGGCACGCAGAAAACGCAACCGUCUGAGGUGUCCGGAAAUAGAGAGAGUUAGAUCCAAUUAGAAGCCGCUAGGAUGGACAAGCGAUCGUUGUGCCUGCUGCUCAUCUGCAUCAAUCUGUGCCUGGUCAUCUGGCUGGUCAGUGUGCAGCAGUCGCCGAUGCUGGAAGCGGAAGCCAUCGCCGAUUUCAGCGGAAGUGGCGCCAGCAGCAGCAGCACAACCGCACAGCCGCCGCCAUCGAGUGCCAAAAUUGGAUUGCGGAGGAGCAGAAGCGAACCAAACCAAAUACACCAGCCUAGUCGCACACCUAGUAAUAGUAAUGAUAGUAGCCUAGUUAGCAACACAUUCGAAAGCCACCUCAUGGGCACGCCCACCAUAUUGGCGUCACAAACGCCCACACCGCCGCAGAGCAGCAUGCAACUCAUGGAUCUGCAGAAUUUCGUCUAUCUGAUAGACCAGCCCGCCUGUGAUAAGGAUGUUCGGGUACUCAUACUGGUCCACUCAGCAGUGCGCAAUGUGGACAAGCGCCGCCUCAUCCGAGAAACAUGGGCGAAUCGCAGCUAUAUAGAUCAGACACCGCUCAAGGUCUACUUCCUGGUAGGCGGCGUGGGUAGAAAGGCAGAGAAUUGGCAACAGUUUCUGGGACGCGAGAACCAUCUGCACGGCGAUCUCAUCCAGGGGAACUUCGAUGACGCCUACCGCAACAUGACCUACAAGCAUGUCAUGGCGCUCAAGUGGUUCAACGAGAAGUGUGCGCAUGCCCAGCUGCUGGUGAAGGUGGACGACGAUGUGUUCAUGAACACACCGCAGCUGGCCAAGUACUUGGCGACUCCCUCGCUGCCCGAAUACUCCCUGCUCCGUGAUCCCAAUCUGAUGCUCUGCCGAUCCGUCCAUCAUUCGAGGGUCAAGCGCUCAUAUCGUUCCAAAUGGCGGGUGACGUACAAGGAGUACCCGAACCGCUUCUAUCCGGAAUACUGUCCCGGAAUGGCCAUUGUCUAUGCACCGGACGUGGUGCGUCGCCUUUUUGAGGCGGCCCAGAAGUCCCAAUACUUUUGGGUGGACGAUGUACUCAUCACGGGCAUCCUGGCCGAGGAAACGGGCAGCAAAAUCACCCCGCUGAAGCAUUACCUGGAGCAGAAGGACGUUCGCAAGCUGGUCGCCGGGGGAGCUGAUCUUGAGGAUCCUCCGUUUCUCUUCACAAAUCAUGCGAUUAAGCCGGACGAAAGCAUGGUCAUUUGGCAGAUGGCGCUGGAAAGAAUCCAGAGUCCACUGCUCACCCAACCCGCCUACUCAUCCGCAUCCUCCGCUUCCAGAUACGCACCUGUUGUGCCAAGUGCCAACAUUUCCGAGCUGGCCCAGACGAGCUCCACCGGCCUCAGCUAGUUUGACUGGCACCACUCAAUGGAUUGAUUACGUUUAGUUUCUUUGGCUGUUCAGUUUUAGGUUUUCGUUAAGCCUUAAUAUUAGCUCGUAGUUAUCCCUAAUGUUAGCUGAUUAAUGAUAGGUAGCAUUUUUGUCGGGACGAAUGCAGCGGAACAUUUUUGUCGGGACGAAUGCAACGGAACAUUGCAAGUCAAGUGAACCACCAACCACCUGCCUACAAUCAUUCGUAUCAUAUGAACAGUAACUAAUCUAAGGACUCUACUGAUAGUCAUGUACAUCCGCAAAUUCGUACAUCCAUUGCGAAUCGCUCACGAACCGAGAUAACCGAAUACAGAAAAUCCAAAACCAGAAUUCAAAUACGAACACCAAACUCUUAGCAGCGACAACAAUAGAAGGAGCGCAUAACCUUAAGCACAACUCGUAAACUACAAUAGUACUUAAUAAACGAUGAAAUGAUUGAAAUGAAACUGCUACAAACAAAGCACACAAGCUGACGAUUCAAGUGUUUGUGAAAUCAGUGUAUAACCAAACCAAAUAUUGAAUUCGAUGUAGGCUGCAUAACAAUGGACGGAAGUAUUUAUUAAAAAAUAUAUAUAUACGUAGGGACAAACGAAAAACGAUUAUAAUAAUUACCUAUUUUUUUUAAUAGUGUGUAUUUAAAAGCUAUCAAACUGUCCGUAUCGUUUUGAUCCCCAAAAUUCCAAUAAAGCCAAUUGAUGGAAAAUCGAAAUCUGCAUAUGCAUUACAUUUAUACAGAUAUACUUAAUUAAUAAGAUAAGUGGGAACAGAAAUGCCAGGAACGUUAACAUAAAAUAUCAAAAACAAAUAGCAAAUUGUACGGUCCGAGAACGCUGAAAACGAUGAACGAACGAAAAUGGUAACAAAUGAAAUUUAAUAAAUGUGUAAUAAAAUUAAUUAAAUGUUCAAGUUUGUCAGAAAUUAUAUAAAAGUCAUUUCAAAAUACA
Drosophila santomea is the source of this 3162-nucleotide messenger RNA. RefSeq names its product lactosylceramide 1,3-N-acetyl-beta-D-glucosaminyltransferase. Bases 890 to 2197 code for a protein of 435 amino acids. The transcript has 3 exons. Lineage: Eukaryota; Metazoa; Arthropoda; Insecta; Diptera; Drosophilidae. The record is from RefSeq and is a predicted model, not a curated record. Gene Ontology annotation, cellular component: membrane. Gene Ontology annotation, molecular function: hexosyltransferase activity.